AUGACGGAGCAGGUCGACCCUGCGUAUUCUCAUGCCAAUCCCGAAGAACGACGUUCGAAGCGAAAACGAAUUUCUCUAGCGUGCAAAUCGUGUAGAGUCCGAAAGACCAAGUGUGACGGGGUCCAGCCAGUAUGUGGAGCUUGCAUUGAUAUGAACUUGACUUGUGGGUAUGUUCGGCGGAAAGACUUGAAGUCUCAAAAUGCAGAAGAUAAUCUGCCACUUGAAAACAGGCUCAAAGCCAUAGAAGAAACCCUCCAAAUGCUGGUCACUCAGAAUGAAGAUGGCCCGAAGACAACUCGCGGUCAAGGGGAUACCAUUUCCUCACCGUCGGGAAGUGCACCGUUGGCUAGCCUGACAGCAUCAACACCUUGGACAAAUGAGACCAUCGGGGCCUCAUGCGAAACGGAGAUGACCCUGACACCACACCCGGAAACACUGAGCAGCGACACGGUGGACGGUAUGGUCAUUAUCACAUUCGCGGACGAAGCGGCGAACGCUCAUUUUGCAGGGUCUUCCUCCAACUCGGCUUUGUUUGCGCAAAUCAGAGGUGCACUCGCUGAGAUCUGGCAGAGCAAUCACCUUGAUAGGACCAAUCUGGGUCCUCAAGUGAAUGAUUCGACUUUGAUCUCCCGGCCGGCCUCGCCAACUCCCAGAUCCCAACUCAUCCGCAACCCCGACAAGCGAAUUAUGGAUCAUCUCUUACUACCGUCCAAGGGCUAUAUCUUAGCAUCGCUGAACUCGUUCUUCUCAAGUGGUAUAGGGGUGUUGUUUCCCUAUUUGUACAAAAAGCCGUUGGUAGAUGAGUUGGCAGUGAUUGGGAUUGGCGGACUUCGUGGCGUCCGACGAUCCUGGCUCUGUCUCCUGAACACAAUCAUGGCUUUCUCCGCAGAAAGUGUUGCUCCCACUUGGAAGACAAAGCCUACUUCUGACACUGUGACCUUUCUGAAUCGGGCUCUUUACCUACUCCCAGAGAUUGCGCUACAGCCAGCAGAUCUCGAGUCUUUCCAGGCACUUCUUCUGCUUCUUCAAUUUCUACAGGGAACACAGUAUUCUUCCAAAACAUGGGCCGUGAAGGGUCUUGUGGUGCAUGCAGCAUACCAGAUCGGUCUCCAUUCUUCCUCAGAGAACGCGAAAUACACGCCCCUGGAGCGAGAAAUACGGACGAGAUGUUGGCACAUGUGUACUAUCCUGGACAAAACUUGCAGCAUGACCUUCGGAAGGCCACAAGCUAUACAGGUUCGGCCCCCAGCCAUCGAUUUGCCAUGCGAAGUCGAGUUAGCCACCUUAGACGACGAUCCGUCCGCUAGAAAUUUCGAAACCGGGCAAACAGGUUCAGAAGCAGUGAUCGUUUUCACACAGUCCAUAAAACUGUAUGGGAUCGUCGCCAUGAUCUUAGACGAAGUAUACAAAAACAAUAUGAACGGCAACGAUACGAUUUCGAGCUUAGAUGUCUAUCACAGCAUCAUGUUGGUGGAGUCGAAGCUGGCAGCCUGGAGAGCGUCAGUGCCGCCUCAGCUUCAAAGCAUGAUUCCAUUCCCGGUGUCGUCCGGUAUGGAUACGAGCGUGGGCUUCGGCCAGGAGCAGGGUCUAGGAAUGGUCCUUACUUUACGUUAUCUUCACACCCGGAUGUUACUUCAUCGGCAGAUGAUCAGCUGUUUCCUGCGGCACGAGCGCACGGUAAAGACUGGCCACAGCGAAUUGCCCUUCUUAAUGGAGUUUGGCAAGUCCAGUCUUGAAGUGUGCCUUCGCUCGGCUGUACACAUCAUCGAUGGCCUGAGAUCUCAGUUCACAAAUGCUGGUCAAUUGCGCUCCUUGACCACAUCGUGGUUCCAAAUCUACUAUGGUAGCCCCACCGUGAGACACAAUGAGCGAGAAGCGUUUGACUAA
Molecule: messenger RNA, 1887 nt
Organism: Exophiala mesophila
Lineage: Eukaryota; Fungi; Ascomycota; Eurotiomycetes; Chaetothyriales; Herpotrichiellaceae
Exons: 6
Coding region: 1-1887 (628 amino acids)
Biological process (GO): DNA-templated transcription; positive regulation of transcription from RNA polymerase II promoter by galactose
Cellular component (GO): nucleus
Molecular function (GO): RNA polymerase II cis-regulatory region sequence-specific DNA binding; zinc ion binding; DNA-binding transcription factor activity, RNA polymerase II-specific
Source: RefSeq, a predicted model, not a curated record